This is a messenger RNA of Penicillium coprophilum, 1371 nucleotides long. RefSeq lists its product as uncharacterized. The transcript has 2 exons. The record is from RefSeq and is a predicted model, not a curated record. Lineage: Eukaryota; Fungi; Ascomycota; Eurotiomycetes; Eurotiales; Aspergillaceae. The coding region runs from base 1 to 1371 and encodes 456 amino acids.
AUGUGGUCCUAUCUAUCAACGUUGCUCGCGCUGCCUAUUCUAGCCCUCAUCUCUAUCCCACUCAUUCUCUCAGCAUGGGUUACAAUCUCGGCUGCGCUUUUUGCGCUGGUAGUCAGGCUAUUAGUGGUCUACGUUGAGGUGGCCUAUGGAUUGGUCGUGCAUUUCUUCUCUGUGCCGACCUCACCCACCUCGUCAUUGUUGACAUUCGCGGCCUCAGAACCUACAACCCCAGCUGCUGGUAGAUCAAGAAGGAACUCUAGCCAAACGACAACACAUCCGCAAAAGACAAAUGAUUUCCUUAAUUCCUGGACAAUUGUUACCAGUCUGGAUGACCCAGCAAACCGCAAAAGGAACUCUUAUGCACGGAGUAUGAUUGAGGCCCACCAUUUAUCUACACCACCCAUCUUCGGCCUGCCAAUAAGCGGCGAUGAAAGGCGAGACUUUGAAGGCGUAGGUGGAUGGCGCUCGUAUGGGGCAUCCAAAUCACGCAGCUCACGUGCUCCUCACGAGAAACCCACAAGCUCGAUCUCGUCCUCUUCGAUACAUAGUACCGACGAUGUCGAUUCAGACGCAGACAUCGACGCAGAUGAGCGAGCCUGGCUUUCUCUCAACAGCCGUCUUGAGUUUCCCUCACAUCUUGUUACGCUAUGCACAAGUGUCCAUGCUGGGAGUACCCUAAACAGCCCCACGCAGCACGAAAGUGCUGACUGGCGCAACGGCCGAAGCAAUUUCCAAUCGCUAAGGGGAGCAACGGCCUCACAGGGCAUCUACCCCGAGAAGCAAAAAGACAAACCAAGACACCACCACCGAUCGCUUACGACUUCCUCGCUAAUGACUUCUGACCGGCGUACGGGCACGGGACUCUCCCUGGCGCUAUCAACCGGGCCUGGCAAUCCAGCUGUUCAUCCGAGGGAGAGCGGGCAGUCAAUGUUGUCGUCCACGGCACGACCCACAGCCCCGUUUAUGACGCCGCAGCCAUAUGGGCGACUGGAUUCAAACUUUAAUCCCCAGUCGCGGGCUCUCCCGCGUGCUUCCACCGCUAGCGGUGCACCGUUCACGGGCUCCUAUCUCUCCACCCUUGGAGAUGGAGCGGGCUACAGCUUCGCGAGCAACGGUAGUGGCGGGAGCUUCCCUAACGGAGGCGGGGGGUGGCCUGGGUCCUCUGGUAGCCAUAUUCUCUCUGGAAGAGUUAGCCCCGGUACUAGUGGUUAUACUACCCCCGGAGCUGGUGUGUCGACUGAAGAGCGUGAUGCUUCAUCGGUGGGGCUAGCGCGCUUGAUGGCGCAUUAUCCCACUAGCCCUAGGCGCCGGAGACAAAGUAUCUCUGGGCCGAAUUCUAGGGGGCUGGCUGCCGGAGAUCGAGCUGGGUGA